UCUGCUCCUGGAGCACCCGCUUCAGUUUCCAUGCUCUCUCCAGUGCCUUCCUCUGUGAAGUAGGUAGGUGUUCAGGCCACCAUGGAGAAAAUCUCUGUGGGAGAUUUUCUUGCAGUCUCCCACAGAUUUCAAUCAGGAUUUUGUUAUUUCCCACCAUUCGAGCUUUAAAGGGAAACGGGCCUCAUGGAUGGGGAAAGGAUGGUGGGUCCUUCCAGCCCAAUUUAGUGAUGUCCAGGGCAGAUACUAUCCUCAAUUCCCAAGAGCAAUCAUACUUUUCUGCACAUACAGUACGUCUCAUGUUAGGUAAAUGUAUUUUCACAAUGAGCUCCACUUCUGUGGAAACAAUUGUCUGCACGCAGAGGUCCAGCUCCCAGCCUGCUCCAUCACGUAGGGACUUCCCCAUUCCCCUGAACGCUGCUCUGUCAGAACCUGCCCAGGUAACGGUAAUAACCCUAGAAAGAUGACUUCUGAACCCCAAUUUUGGGCCCAUUAGAAGAUGUGUGGGGGGCAUUUAUUUCAUCCUGAUGCUCUGGUGAGAAUCUUUGCAGAGGCACUAGAUCCAGAAGCCGUUACUCUCUGCAUUUAUUUUCUUACCUAAAAGAAUCAAGCAGCUCAGAGGCAGUGACUGUGCAGGAUGUAGUGUUUGUAUGCUGAGCUUGCUGGUCUGGAACUUGCACUUUAGCAAUCCCAGUGUUGCUCCUGUUUAUGAAGUUGACAAACUGCCAGGGCAAGGGAGUAUUAUCAUUAAAUGCACUCCAGGAGAGGUGGAACACACGAGGGCAGUGUUUCUCAGAGGUCUUUAGACCACCUGCAUCAGAUUCUCCUGGAGCAUAAAGCAAAUGCUUAGAGUCCAGGGCCCCUGCAGACCUUCUGUAUCCUAGUAUACAGCUCCCUCUUAGUGAAUCUCAAGCUUGUUUCCAAGAAGUCAUUACACUCCUUAUGAAAGCCCAUGACACAUUCCUAGAGAUUCAUCCAGAUGUAACCCACUGCAUGGUCCAGUGCAUGCCUGUGUGCUUAACUUAUUAUAGAUCAAGUGUUAUUUAAGUCCAACAUAUCAAACGUGCCUGAAAUACUAUAUGCACUAAAUUGGAAGACAAAUGGCCAUACUGGAUACUCUCCCAUUUGCACUUACAGGCCACGCCAUGCUCCAUCCUCCCCAUCCUGCCUGGGAACCUGACCAGUGUGGCUAAACCAGCAGGCUCCUUGGCUGCCAGUUUCUGGCUGGUUGAACCAAUGGGAAACAUGAGAGGAGAGCCAAGGGUGGGGAGAGAGUCAGAUCAGGGUUUCUGUCCUCAGGGCUCCCUCCCUGGGAGGUGGUGGCAGGAGUGGCUGCAUUCCCCUCUGAAGGCUCCUUCAAGCCCCUCACCAAACAGUUCCCAUCUCCGAGUCCAGCCACCUGCUCCAUCCUCUCCUCUGUAGGCCCAGUGGUGGGAACGGCUCACCACUUUUGCCAGCCUCAGCAUACUGAAGCACCCCUUACUGCAUUCCCUAAAUUCUAUGCACAUGUUUAUUAAAUACUCUUCAAUUACCCAGUUUCAAUGAGCCACCAGUGUCUUGCUGUUACCUUGACUAAUACAAUAGUGUUGUGUGGUUAAUGACACAGACCUUGGAGGAAAACAAUAUCUGGGUUUGAAUCCCUGCUCUGCAUCCUUGCAGGGUGUCUGAUCCUGGGUGAUUCAGUUAACCUUCUGGGCCUCAAUAUUCCUCCUUGCCUUAAUGGGCAUGAUGGUGCCUAACCAUGCCAGUGAUGAUUCUGGAUGCUAGCAACAGAAUCCAACUCUGGCUAUCUAAAACAGCAAGGGAAUUCUAGGGGGAUAUCAGUAACUCAGAGUUGACGAGAGGCUGGGGGAUCAGGUUUGGAAAAUGGGCAGAAGCCAAGAGAGAAUGGACAGCAGAGGCCACAUGAGGCAGUCUGGCCAUGUUGCCAUCAAUGCCACUGCCCUGGACACUGGAGGCCACCAUGCUAUUCCUAGACUCUGAAUCCUUAAAUUGCCUCCGAGUAAGUCAUCUCCAACUGGCUCUGCAUUUGUGUCUCAUUUGCAGAUCUGGGGUCCUGGGCAGAAUCAUGCAUGUGGCCAGGCUUGGGUCAAGUCACGUGCCUGCAGCAUAGCUGCCGGGAGAAGGGUGGGAAGAAUAGCUGCCUCCAUCCUCAAUAGAAGGGGAAGCAGGGCUCUGCGUCUGUGUGAAACUCACACACUGGAGCCUGUCCCCCCAAAAGGAAAAGGUGUUUGGUGCUGGAGAGUCACAAGAUGAUACGCCUCCAUUAUACCAGCUCCCAAUGUUGACAGGAUCCAAGGAGAUGCCUGGGUAAAUCACCUGGCACACAGCAGGACUUCAAUCCAUGGUGGUUACUGCUAUUACUGUUAUAACUGUGGUCUCCAUGCCUGUGCCUGGACAGGGUAGCUCAGGGAAGCCCAUACCUGGUACUCAGGCAAAGCCCCUGAGCCCCCGAGACAUGCUACAGGACCCAUCUUACCUAUACGCAGCUCUUGCAGACAUGGCCAGCUUGGACUCCUUGCCUCAGAACCACCUAAGCUGUUGUUAAAAUACAGAUUCCUGGGCCCUUUCACAGAUCUGCCAAGUCAGAAUGUCUGGAGGUGGAGCCUGGGUGUGUACGUGUGCACUUCCUGAGUGAAGCCACGUGCCUGUGCUUGGGAACCAUGGUGCAGGCUGAUAUUAAAGAGGGCAGGUUCAGCAGAAAGGCUUGAAUCCAGCCUUGUGGGGUGAAGAGUAUUUGUUUGCACAGUACCAUUUCACAGGGAGACUGGGGUGCAGGCUUAUGGGUUAUAGGGGUCAGUGGUCAGUGAUGAGGAGGUUGGUGGCCUGAGGGGGUGACUGACGCAGUGGGGACCUCGGGUGGGUGGGUCUAGACUCACCAUGGUGCAGAAAGGGAAGCAACUGAGGGUUCCCAUCAGCACUGUGACAUCAUGAUGGCAGGAAGGAAGCUGUCACAAGGGUGGCUAGCCUGCCUCUCUUCUGCAUUUUCCUGAGCUGUUCCCCCAGUCACAUUUCCUCCAAGGUUUCUCAAUUGUAAAGUAACUGCCCAUCCUCGUGGGGAGAUAGUGACCAUGUAUGUGGGGCAACAUCCUGCAGCAACUAGAAGAGGCCCUGGGCCAGCCAGCAGACAACACAUCUAGGUGGCAGAUAGAGUGGAGGGGGCAGGGCUCGGGGGGUGGCCCUGGCUGCUGCUGCUGCUGCUCCUGCUGCUGCUGGUGCAGGUUCCUGGGUAAAGGGCGCCGUGCCUGAAGAAAUUCACAAACACUCAAGACAGACCCUUUUCCUGCAAUGCCAGUACUCACCCAAGAGAGGGUCCUAUUGGCCCAAAUCCUGGUGUCAGGAGACAUCUCCAAAUCUGUGUUCCUUACUGGUCACUAGCUCCAAGCCACGGACAGCAGUCCAGAAGUCUCGUUACACAAUCUUGGACAAGCCCAAUGCUAGCUUCUUCAAAAUCACCAUGAUUCAGCUGAAGGAGGACUCGGGAUCCUACUGGUGUGAAAUCUACAACACUUCCAAAAACUUCAUCACUUUUCUUAGAGAUGUCAGCCUGGAGGUGUUUCCAAGCGAGCUCUUUUCUUGAGGAAAUAACUCUGUGCCCCCCCUCCACCCCAGGGACCUGAAGGAAAUGUCAUGCACCCACUCCCAUGCCUCCAUCAUCCCCAUCCUGCCAGGUCUUCUGCUCUGGUCCAAGGGGAGCAAAGGUCCUGUCCCCAGUCAUGGACUCUCAACUCUCCUUCACUCGGCACAUCCUGGCCUCAACUGUUGGGAAGAUACCCCCAGAGAUCCCCGGACAGAGACACAGUCUCUCUGUCAUUCUGCGUCUUUCUUUGUCUUACACAGGCACCACCACAAUUCUUCUUUUCAAACACACACACCAACAGCUCUGUCACGCAGAUCUUAGGCAUAGGACAAUCCUGGCCUAAGACAUCCUGAGGGUCUGGCUCUGGGUCCCUACCUCCUCUCAUGUAUGGGGUAGACCCUGCUGUCUUCUGGGCUCCUAGAGAGUCACUGUUUGCUGUCUUUUUUCUUUAGCCCCAAUGUCUCCUAUAUGGACCCUCCUCUGGCUCCCAAAAAGCACAAGUAGGUUGGAGGCCUCGGUGCGGGGAGAUUAGAGGGGUCACCAGGCAGCUUGGGAGCCUCAGAUUCAGGGAAGGGGAAACCAGGGAGGACUGCCUCUGAGGAUUGAUCUCUUGGGGCCUGGGCCAGUGGGAAGCUACCUUCAGGGCCCACUGACUCACAGGGAGAGAAACAUGCACUAUCUGAUGUGAUCAGAAGAUCGCCAUGUUCUCACGAUGAUGGGCGGGUGUCCCCAGAGGGGAGUCCACAUGGAACACUUCGCACAUGUGUCCUCCUGCCCCUGGCCUCCCGCCAACAUGGAGAGGACAGUGCCAGACUUAACUUUAGCUGGGUAUGGAGAUCUCACGCCUCAGUUCAGGUUUUAACACUGGGAGGGAGGUCUUGGGAAGGGAGGACCUGAUUAGUUUCUGAACCCUGAAAUCAGGUCCAGGGCACCCAAGGAUCCUUCUCUGGUAGGUUGGGGCAUAGAUUACAGCUGUGGAGCCCCCAGGCCAUGAUUCCAAGUUUGGUAGAGAGGAAAGGGGAAGAGGAUGCAGGUUGUUAAUUGUGGAGGAACCAUGGAAAAGACAGUUCAACAUGGAUUUCUGCAAUGAGACAAAAUGGAACCAGAAAGUGUGGAAACUGGAGGCCGUGUUGGUGUGUUGAAGGGAAAUCAAGUGCCCCAUCUGCCUUGGCUCAGCUGACCCCAAACUCCUGGUCUCUGUGCUGUGUGGACUCCUCCUGGCCAAGGCCCCCAUGCUGUGAGUCCUGUUUGUGUUCCUGACCUGCAGGUGCCACAGAAUAACAAUAGAAUAUGUGGGAAUUAAAAACAACAAUAACCAAAAUUAAAAGCUGACUACGUGGACUCCAUAGGAGAGUGGAGAUGACAGAGGAUGUUAUUAGUUAACUGGAAGGCAGACUGAGAAAAUUUACUCAGUCUGAUCAGAGAGAAAACAGACUGAAAAUAAAUGAACAGAAUGUCAGCUAUCUGCAGGACAUUAACAUAGGAGCUAAUCUUUGCAUCCCCAGAGUCCCAGAAGGAAAGGAGAAAAAAUGUGAGCCUGAAAAUGUAUUCAAAGAAACGUCUAAUCAAAUCUGCCCAAAGACCUAAAGCUACAAAUCCAAGAAUCUGAUUUUAUCCCAAAUAUGAUAAGCCCAAAGAAAUACACACCAAGACACAGCAUAGAUAGCUUUCUGAGAAGUAAAGACAAAGAAAAUAUCUUUAAAAUGGCCAGAGAGAAAUAAUUAUCUAUAAAGGAACACCAAUUCUAAUUGUAGUGAAUUUCUCAUCUGAAACAAUGGAAGCCAGAAAAAGGUGGCACAAUGUUGUUCAAAUGCUAUAAAAGACACACAACACAAUUGAAUAAAUAUUUCUCCAAGGGUAUACAAAUGAGCAAAUUGUACAUGCUCAAGAUGAAGAUGCUCAAUAUCAUUAAUCAUUAGGUAACUACAAUUCAAAAUGUAAGUACAUUCACUGGAUGGCUAUAAACAGAAAGCCAAUACAAGUAUUGGAGAGGUUGUAGAGAAAUGAGAGCACUCAUACAUUGCUGGAGAGGGUGAAAAAUUUGCAGCCACUUUGGAAAACUAUUUGAGAGUUCCUGAAAAUCUUAAACGUAGAGUUGCCAUAUGAUCCAGUAGUUCUACUAUUGGUUAUGUACUCAAGAGAAAUGAAAACAUAUGUCCACACAAAAACUUGUACAUGAAUAGUAAUAGUAACACUGCUUAUAAUAGUUAAAUAGUGGAAACAAAUAAAAUAUCUGUCAACAGAUAAAUGGUAAACAUAUAUAUUCAUUCAAUGGAAUAUUAUUCAGCCUUUAAAAGGAAUGAUGUAUUAAUACAACAUAUAGCACAAGUACAGCUACAACAUGGACAAGCCUGGAAAACAUUCUGCUAAAUGAAAGAAUCCAGUCACAAGGAAUACAUAUUGUUCAAUUAUAUUUUUAUGACAUGUCCAGAAUUGAUCAAGAAAUUUUUGAUUAAAGAUAUUUUUGUCUAUAAAGACAAAAAUAUUAGUGCCUGGGAUUGUAUAUAUAAUAAAUAUAUUGUCCGAGACUGUAGGAAUGGGGACUGUGGUAAGCUGAUAAAUGUCCUCUUAAAAGAUAUCUGUGUCCUAAUCCCUGGAACCUGUGAUUGUUACCUUAUAUGGCAAAAAAAAAAAAAAAAAAGAUCUUUGUUGAUGUGAGUAAGUUAAACAUCUUGAGAUGGGGAGAUUAUCCUGGAUUAUGUAGAUGGGAACUACAUGCAAUCACAUGUAUCCUUAUGUAAGACAGCCAGAGGGGGAUUUGAACACAAAGAGGAGAAAGUGAUGUGAAGAUGGAGCAGAGGGAGACUGAAGAUGCUGGCCUUGAAGAUUGGAGUAAAACAGCCCCAAACCAAAGAAUGCUGGCGGCUACCUGAAGAUGGAAAGGCAAGGAACAAAUUCUUCCCCAGAGUCUCUGGAGAGACUGUAGCCCUGUUGACAUCUUCAUCUCAGUACAUUGUGAUACUGACUUCAGACUUCUGCCUUCAGAAUGGCGAGAUAAUAAGUUAAUACUGUUUUAAGCCACCCACUCUGCAGUAAUAGGAAACGGAUCCAGGGAGUGCCUGCUAAUGGGCAUGGGGUUUCUUUGGGAGGAGGGGACAUGAAAAUGCUGUAAAAUUGGUGAUAGUUGUACAACUCAGUGAAUAUAUUGAAAAGCACUGAAUUGUAUGCUUUAGGUGGGUCAGUUUUAUAUUAUGUGAAUUAUAGCUCACAAACUGUUGAAAAAAGUCACUGUGACCUUGGGUUAAGCAAAGAUUUAUUAGAUAUGACAUAAAAAUAUGAUCCAUAAAAAUUAUAUAUUGGACUUCACCAAAAUAAGUAAACAUAAAGUGUUUCAUACUGUACUAUUUCCAUUCUGGAAAGAGAGAAACGAUAGGAAAAAACUCCACCAGAUCAAUGUUUGUCUGGGACUGAAGGGAUGACUAACAAGGAGCAGGGGAAAACUUUUGGGAAUGAUGGCACUCUUCUCUGUCUCCAUUAUGGCAUUGGAUACAAGUCUCUAGAACUCCCAGAACUGUUCAUUGAAAAGGAUGAAAAGUACUGUAUGUAAAUUAGGCCUUAAUUUUUUAAUGGGAAAAAUAAAUAUAAAGACAAAAUACACUGCUGUGUUAAAUCAAAUGAUAGAUGUAAAAGUCUAAUGUAUACAUACUUUUAAUGAUUUUGACCAAUGCUUCCAAAUUUCUCUUAAGAAAGGUUGAAUCCAGUACAUACUUCCUCAGUCAGUGAAUGAGUGUUUGAACCCUUCUACCCUCAUCAGCACAGUGAUCCCGAGGGUCACACUUUUGAUGAUGCCUGGCUCAGUGCUGGGCACACUGUAUCAGUUUCAUAGAAGCAUGGAUUCCAAGCCCAUGAAGUCCCCACAAGAGAUAAAUCCUCCACUCCUGAAGCAGCUUACUGUUCUAAUGGGGGAAGGGAUGAAGGAACAUAUUGCGUGUGUUGGGGAGGGGAGGUGGCCUCUGAACUCAGGGAGCUCAGGAAGUUCUGAGACUGGGUGGGAAACAUUGAAAAAGGAAGAGUGAAGAAGGAAAACAAAACACACCUGUGAGCUGAGAGGUCUCAGGUGACAACUGUGUCUCAUUCCUGUGCCCCCAGUGCCUACCUAGCCCCACGCAUAGCAAUGAGGUUGUGGGAAUGAACAAAUGAAUGAAUGAAUGAGUGAGUUAAUGAGUUGAGAGACUGUAAAAGCUUAGGGUCAGUCAAGAUAGGCUUCUUUGCUUGGAGCUUGGGGGUCCAACGUCAGUUUAAGAUUGUGGCCGUGAAAGCUUGAGGACUUUUUGCUCUGAGUCCUGUUAAAAUGAAUGAAAAUGGAGACCAGGCCUGAAGAGUCCCUGCGCAAAAAAAAAAAAAAAAAAAAAAAAAACAGGUCUCAUAAGUGACCUCAACUUUGCUUGAUUUGCAAACAUCAGUGAAACUUAACUUGAGCUAUUUCUUGUAAAUGUGUACAUUAAGGAAGAAAAGAACUUAAGCUCAACCAGUCAGAAGAAGUCAACAAGCUUAUGUAGAUAACUAGGGUCUUUCCAACAGGAUAGGCCAAAUAAGGGAACUGUAUAACUGUAACCAAUUAAAUAUUUUCUUCACUUUACUUGUCCUGUAGGAGUCUUCCCCUUGCAUUCCCCCAGUGGAGCUCGUCAACCUCUUCUGUUUGGAGCUGCCUGAUUCAUGAAUUGUUGUUUGCUCAAAUAAUCUGUUUACAAUUUUAUUGUGCCUCAGUUUACCUUUUGACAGUCCCAUCUAAGGAGUAGAAACAUGGCACUGGUGAGUAGGGGGAGCAUACAUAACCACGGGGGUCCAGCUGGGUCCCCACACACUGAAGGAGCAGAUGACACAGGUACUGGACAUCAGAAAUCGAUGCUUCUGAUUCUAGGCCUUGGGGUAAGUGAAGGGUGUGGUCUUGGACCAAGUGCUGGGUCAUUUCCACUGGAGCUGGUGGCUGUAUAGGCGAGAUAGUGUUGAGCAGAAGGAAGUGGAGGGCGCUUGCCUGCAUGCUGACAGAGGCUGGAGGCAGGGGAGGAAGGGGCUCUUGAGAUGAGGUGGGUGAGGGGAAGUACUGCGGUGGCUAUAGGAAGCCUACACGAGGGACUAGGAGUCUAGAGGGAGCUGAUGGUGAGUAGAGACGACAGGAGGAGAGGCAGAGAGAGGGAUAGAGACAGGAGACACAUGGAUAGGGAAAAGGAGAGGCCGCUGGGGUGUGUGUGAAACUGCAUGGGCACGUGUGUGUGUGUGUGUGUGUGUGUGUGAGAAAGUGAAUAAAAGACAAAGACUGUGUGUGAGUGUAUGCGCAUGCACACCCAUGUGUGAGAGUACAGGAACCCCUCCCUCAACCCAAACUUUAUGCCCUGAGUCUUACAAUUUGCAUUUUUGCCCUUGACAAAAGUAAGAUUUCAAGUGAGCCUGUAAGAGGUUAUUUGCAACAGUGAACACAAGUGACUGUUCUGAGCAGCCAGGAGCCUGGGAGAGAGAGAGAGGAAGGAACAGAAAGAAUCUGCAAUGAAUGAAUGAAUGAGAGUUUAUAAGAACUUCCCUGUGAAUGUGUAUAUGUAAGAAACUAGGGUCAGAGAUGCUCCAUCUCAGCCUGAGAGCCUGCGCCCCUGGGUCUCUGAGCCCAGAAGAUUCCAGGAAAGUCUAUACCUGAGGUUCUAGAAGCCUCACCCCAGUCCCCUAGCUGGAUCCUAGGGAUCAGUUUCCAGGGGAGACUGUGGAGGGUGGAGAGCCCUCUGACUGUGAGUCCUCCCUGGCCUGGGGCCCCAGACUGGGUGGAGCAGCCACACCUGCCUGAAGUUCUGAGGAAAAGGGCGGAAACAGCUGCCAGCACCGCCCUCAUGAUGGGCUCAAUGAAUCCCUGCGGUUGGCUGGAGGCAGUGGGUCCCACACUGCCUCACUUCCCUAAAUGGGCAGCUUCACUUUUAGAACCCCAGGUCCUUCCCUGGCAGGCCCAGGUGGCACAUCCUGUGUCAGGUGGGCCCUCACCUUGGAUCUCCAGGCCUGACACUGACCAGCUGAAUGGAACCAUGGCCCCAGCCUUCCUGCUGCUGCUGCUGCUGUGGCCACAGGGUUGCGUCUCAGGCCCCUCUGCUGACAGCGUAUACACAAAAGUGAGGCUCCUCGAAGGGGAGACUCUGUCUGUGCAGUGUUCCUAUAAGGGCUACAAAAGCCGCGUGGAUGGCAAGGUUUGGUGCAAAGUCAGGAAGAAGAAGUGUGAGCUUGGCUUUGCCCGAGUCUGGGUGAAAGGGCCCCGCUACUUGCUGCAGGACGAUGCCCAGGCCAAGGUGGUCAACAUCACCAUGGAGGCCCUCAGGCUCCAGGACUCAGGCCGAUACUGGUGCAUGCGCAACACCUCUGGGACCCUGUACCCCUUGAUGGGCAUCCAGCUGGAUGUGUCUCCAGCUCCCAAAACUGAGAGGAACACUCCUUUCACAUAUCUGGCCAACAGCCUCAAGAGUGGAACUGUCACAACUGGCCAAGCUCCUACCUCAGGCCCUGAUGCCCCUUUUACCACUGGCGUGACGAUGUUCACCCCGGGACUCCUCACGUUGCCUAGACUCUUGGCCUCCACCAGACCUGCCUCCAAGAGAGGCUACAGCUUCACUGCCACCAGCACCACCAGCCAGGGACCCAGGAGGACCACGGGGUCCCAGACAGUGACUGCGUCUCCCGGCAAUGCCAGGGACUCCUCUGCUGGCCCAGAAUCCAUCUCCACUAAGUCUGGGCACCUCAGCACCAGAUCGCCCACCACAGGGCUCUGCCUCACCAGCAGAUCUCUGCUCAACAGACUACCCUCCAUACCCUCCAUCAGGCACCAGGAAGUUUACUCCACUGUGCUUGUGGUGGUGCCGACCCUCCUGGUGCUGAUACUGAUCAUGGUCUAUGGGUUUUGGAAGAAGAGAUACAUGGCAAGCUACAGCAUGUGCAGCGAUCCUUCUAGAGGUGACCUACCUAGAAGACCAGAGCCCCGUGUGGAAGUCUGCUUGAUCUGAGGCCACUUAAGCAUGGGGUGGGGAGCUUCUCCCAGAGUGGCCCCAGGGGGCUAGAGGAGGGGUACAGAUUGGGGCCAGUCUAGAUCGGAUGAAGCUGGAGGACUUGUGCAGUGCUGGACUCACCCAGGACUUCCCAAAACCAGAGGCUGCCAUCCUGAGCAGCCCCACAGCCCAGCGUUCUCCUGGGCGGCAGGAACCUGGGGAGGGGCCCAGAGCAAAGGGCAUCAGUCAGAAAGUCCCAAGGAAAUGUGCCCAGUGGUUUCUGCUCAGAGCUGCAGACUCCAGGGCUCUUGGUGGAGGCAGGGGAACACUGAGAGUGCUGUUUACAGAGAACCUCAGCUCCCAUCUGCCUCAGAAACCCUAUCAGGCUGAGCUGCCCUCCCUACCAGGGCCACUGUGUCCUCUGCUUCCCUCUGCUCUGCUUUAGCCUCCCCUAAGGUUAGGGAAGAAAGAGUCGGGCUCACGAUUCCCAGAGGUGGUGAUGUCUCAUCCUGGAGGAGAGGAAACAGUGACUAAAAGCUGGGGACCCACAGAGGAGUUGGCAGCUUCCCUUGUCGGGCCAGGUGUUCUUUGCUGGGCCUCUGGAUGGCCCUGCCCUGACUGGGGCUGCUCCUCCCUCCUGUCCUGGGACCCUGCAGAGCCCAUGCUCUCACUGCUGCCACCUGCUGGCCGCUGCCUCCUUAGAAAGCUGUGACCAGGCAGCUAAGAGCUUCUGGGCUGCAGGGUCAGCCUCUCCCAAGACUGAAGUGCAGAGGCUGGACUUGGGGCUCUCUCCCCCAGCUUCUACACCUGGGUUCCAAGUCUGAGUUCCCACAGGGGACCCAGCAGCCUCCAGCAAGUCCAUACCCUGGGGUGCCUGAGACUUUGGCUCUGUAUGGAGGGUGCUCACCCCACAGACACUGGUGGGGAGACCAUGGCUCAGAGGAAGGGUGGAGCACCCCCACUCCCCCACUCUUACUCCUCAGGGUAGAGAGAGAAGACACACACUUGGGACACAGUGAAGACAGCAACUUGGAACUGACCACAGCCUGGAGGACCGGCCCAGGCAGGAGGACAGGGAAAAUGGAGCCCAAGUAGCCUCUGGCCAGGGACCCAAUGGCCCGAGGACUCUGCCUCCCACCCACUGACUCAGGGCUCGGACUCAGCCUCUAUUGUCCAGACCACUGGCUUGGGGUCCAGCAGUGAAGGCUGGAGAAUGCAGCCUGGAUUCCCCUACACACACACACACACACACACACACAAACACACACACACACACACACACAGGUGUCUACUGACCUGGAGUGACUGGAAUAGCACCUGGGGAUAAAUGUGACAACUGUGCAUUCAAUCCUGGGUCAGGGACGUUCUAAUGGCCAGGAGAGUGACACAACCAGGACCUUGAUGGACAGCCAGAGGGGCCACUUCAGGAUGGAUGUGGGGAGAGUGGAAGAGGCAGGGAGUAAUCCUGGGAGACAGCAGGGAGGAGGCACUUCUUCCCUAUGUCCAGGAGAGGGCAAUAGAGGGAAGACUGAGGCUGAAGAACUGAUGGCUCUGGUCCCAGGACAGACAGACAGACAGAUAGACACACACACACACACACACACACACACACAAACACACACCCAUCUCUGUAGCAAGCAACCAUCUAUGAUAGCUGUUCUCCCUAUCAUGAUGGUGUAGCCACCAUCCUGUUGUGUAAUAGGAGGGAGCUUAACCUACCUGGGGGAAAACAGCUCCCCAAGAGCUCCCACCAGCACCACUGAUGAACCUGCUUCCUCUGAGAGUGAGAUGCCCAAGGGGAGGAUCCCUAGGGAAUAAGUCAGGGACAGGGACCAGGAUGCCACUCUGUCACUGUGUGACCCUCAGCAAGUCACUAACCCUUGGCCUAAUUUUUCCUCUCUUUUGAAAGAGGACAAUAAUUCCUACUUCUCAAGAUUGUUUUCAAGAUAAAAUAGUAUUAGCAUUGUACAAUGAUGCAAAUGCCUCAUUACUAUUGUUUCUUAAGUUGUUUUCUAGCUCUAACGUUGUUUCCCACAUUGCUUUUAAGACCUUAGGAUUCUAUUAUUCUAUUUCUUAGUUUUGUCCUAUCUGUUCCCAAUUGUCAUCACUAUAUGGAUGUUGGGGUCCCUCUGAUGACAGUCCCUUUGGAAAGGUCCUCUUUUGAGGAGGGGAGGGUACAGAGUGGACUCAUCUCAGUGUGAACUUGGCAAGUCACUAUCCCUCUCUGAUCCUGUUUCCUCAUCUGGAAAAGGAGUGAGAGAGGAGAAAGGAAGAAACCAGUCAGGCAGGCAGUUAGGGUGGGUUCUUGGUUGAAUUCUUUUAAACAAAAGAACGGCCUGAAAAAUCAAGCUGCAGGCACAGAUACAGGAAUUUGCACAGGGGGGCUUGGCUAAGACAUGUUCACAGCCUCACAGAUAAGACAGACUACACAGGUGACUUGCCCAAACAUGCCCACAAUGAAAAAUUUCGUCCCCUGACAUGUGCAAUAAGGGGAACAAAGCAAUAUGGAGUAACUCAAGCUAAGGGCCCACAUGCACAUUAGAAGGACACGGUGAAGCUACCAUUUGCCUUAUGCAAAUGAUUACCCAGUCCUCAUCAGUUUCUUAUAAAAACCUUUGCAUUCAACUGUAAAAAUGGCAACCCUCUUUCAGGCCCCUUCUCUACAGCAGAGAGCUUUCUCUUCUCACUCAUUAAACUCCAACCUCAUCCUUGGUGUCCAUGCUUCUUAAUUUUCAUGGUUGUGAGACAAAGAACUCCAGUGAUACCUCAAACAACAAGAGACUGCUACAUUGUGGUGCAUUGGUGAGACUGUAAUAGGAGGGUGGAGAUGAGCUCUGAAGCCUCUUCUCACUUCCUCGGGUAUGUGUGUCAGAGGUGUUUAAACUGGAGUGACUCCAUCUUGUAUAGAGGCUGGGUAAAAUAAGGCUGAGACCUACUGGGCUGCAUUCCCAGAUGUUAGGCAUUCUAAAUCACAGGGUGAGAUAGAUUGGCACAUUAUAUGUAAAUUAUAAUGCAUUAGCAUGCUAAGGGACACUCCCACCAGCGCCAUGACAGCUUACAAAUGAUAUGGCAACAUCAGGAAGCUACCUUAUAUGGUCUGAAAAGAGGAGGAACCCUUAGCUCCAGGAAUUACCCACUCUUUUCCUGGAAAACUCAUGAAUAAUCCACUCCUUGUUUAGCAUAUAAUCAAGAAGUAACAAUAAAUAUAAGCAGCUAAGCUGCCCAUGUUCCUGCUCUA
Messenger RNA from Piliocolobus tephrosceles (Ugandan red Colobus), 13768 nucleotides. It is a transcript of the gene TREML2, whose product is annotated as triggering receptor expressed on myeloid cells like 2. Gene Ontology annotation, molecular function: signaling receptor activity. NCBI's taxonomy places the organism in Eukaryota, Metazoa, Chordata, Mammalia, Primates, Cercopithecidae. Gene Ontology annotation, biological process: T cell activation. Bases 9394 to 10548 code for a protein of 384 amino acids. The record is from RefSeq and is a predicted model, not a curated record. Gene Ontology annotation, cellular component: cell surface. The transcript is spliced from 8 exons.